ACACGAAGAAAUGUGACUCCUGGAAUGAAAAUGGUCAUUGUACCAACAGGCAUUAUUAAAGACAACAAAACGCGGGGCUAUCGGAAGGACCCAAACAACAAGUACAUGAAGUAAACAUUGAAAUUCACGCUCAAAUUCUCUGACUUCCAGCUCUUUCAGACUCCUCAGUGGUGAUAAAAUGAACAACAUGUCCCCUGAGGUUGCACUGCACCGGAUCUCACCUGAGUUGCGGCCCUUGCUGUGCAACGUGGUGAGGAAUGGCCGGGUGGGACUCGACUCCACAAACUGUCUCCGUGUCACAGACCUCAAAACAGGGUGUACGUCUUUAACUCCUGGUCCUUGCUGUGAUCGCUUUAAACUUCACAUCCCAUAUGCUGGAGAAACCCUGAAAUGGGAUAUCAUAUUCAAUGCACGGUAUCCAGAAUUGCCUCCAGAUUUUAUUUUUGGAGAAGAUGCAGAGUUCCUCCCUGAACCCUCUGAACUACCACACUUGGUCCACUGGGAUGCAGGGAACCCAGAAUGUUUGCUCCAGCUGGUGAAGGAGCUCAUACAGCAGUACCAUCACUACCAGUGCCAGCGUCUACGUGAGAGCUCCAGACUGCUCUUUGAGUAUGACAGCCUUCUAGAAGAUCCCAACUAUGGUCACAACAUGGAGAUUUAUGCAGGACGUAAAAACAGCUGGACAGGAGAAUUUUCAGCACGUUUCCUUCUCAAGCUCCCUGUGGAUUUCAGCAAUAUCCCUGUCUAUCUCCUUAAGGACACAGCACUGGACCCUGGAGAGGAUGUGGCCCUUCUGUCAGUGAGCUUUGAGGAUGCUGAGGCUACCCAAGUCUUCCCCAAAUUGUACCUUUCGCCCAGCAUUGAACAUGCUCUGGGAGGCUCCUCUGCGCUUCAUAUCCCAGCAUUUCCCAGUGGAGGAUGCCUAAUUGAUUAUGUCCCUCAAGUGUGUCAGUUACUCACCAACAAGGUGCAGUAUGUAAUCCAAGGCUAUCACAAGAGGAGAGAGUACAUCGCUGCUUUUCUCAGCCACUUUGGGAUGGGGGUGGUGGAGUAUGAUGCUGAAGGAUUCACUAAGCUCACACUUCUGCUCAUGUGGAAGGACUUCUGCUUCCUAGUGCACGUGGAUCUCCCACUGUACUUCCCCAGGGACCAGCCCACCCUCACCUUCCAGUCUGUGUACCACUUCACCAACAGCGGCCAGCUCUAUUCUCAGGUGCAGAAGUCGUAUCCCUACAGCCCGCGCUGGGAUGGAAACGAGAUGGCCAAGAGGGCAAAGGCAUACUUCAAGAGCUUCAUCCCUCAGUUCCAAGAGGGAGCCUUUGCCAACGGGAAACUCUAGUACUCUCUAACUUAAUGACAUGCCUGGAGAGCUGCCUGUGGGAGUGUGUAUGUGAGUUGGUGUUUGUGUGCCUGUACAUCUGUAUGCACAGAUUUGUGAAAUGUACUGUACGGUAGCAGUACAGUGAGAAUGACUGUGUGCUUAUUGCACAGACUCUGUGAAUCCCACAUUUUUUCACCUUGCAUUGGUUGCCUCUUAGUCAGUACCUUCACUUUUUCUUGUAGUCGUAGAGAGAAGCCACUGUCCUGUAGAAGAGUAAAUGUCCAGGCACUACAACACACUACAGCCAAACCCCGGCUGUAAUGAUAAUUGAUUCUAACUAUUGCCAGCACAGCUGAACGCCUUUAUUUUGAGAAGAAACUCCAAACUCUGGCAGGACCUUAAUGUGACAACGUGUACUGUACAACUUGUGUGUUCGACCGAUCAGUGAAGAGUUUUGUUUUGUUGUGUUGUGCCAAUAACGCCUGGCUUCAAGCAGUUAAACCCCAGAAGUUUAGACUCACAACACUCCAUCCAGAGAUACUGUGAUGUGAACACACAUGGACAUCACAGAGCUGUAGGGAUGAUGCAAAUGAUCUUUGUUUACUGUUGGUUUGCCUUUUUUCACUCAAAUGAUUGUCACAUGUGGCUCCAUUAUCCUUGUUAAGAUGAUCUUUGACUUGCCUUUUAGUUGUUAAAUGCUGUAUGUUCAAUUUGUUUAAAGCCCUGUGAACUCUUUUCCUGACAUGCUGACAGUACUGUAAGUUACUGACAAUUGUGUUUUGUCAAAUUUCUAUUCAGUAAAAAAAAAAAAAAAAAAAAAAAAAAAAUUGUUUCCCCUGACAUUGUCUUAUUAUUCUGGAACUGGUCUACACUGUUGGUGGUUGUUAGGAGAUUAUCAUUGUGAAAUAUAGAUUGCUUAAAUACGCUGGAAAUAUCUUUGGAAGUAUGUCCUUUAGAGGUUUGUUUUCCUUUUGUUUUAUUUAAAAGACAAGCAGCAGCUAUGAGAGAGUUAAGCCACUUCCAUGUCAAAUGCAAUAGGACAAUAAAGAUGAAACGUUCACGCAUUAUUGACCUACAAACAUUCACAACUUUAGGACAGUAUGAAUAGGGAAACAAUGCAUGUUUAGAAUAUAUAUAUGAAAACAGUAAAACCAUUGAAUUGAAUGGCAUUGAUUAUUUUGUUAAAGUGGCAACAUUAGGUAACAAGUGAACAGUAAGUUCUUGAAGUUGAUGUGUUGGAAGCUGGACACAUGAUAAGCACUAGAAAAGCACUCAGAGAGUGCAGUACUCCACCAAGGCUGUUCAUUCCUCCAUAUGGAAAUGUCAGAAAUGCUGCAAUUUUUUUUUUUUUUUUUUUUUUUUUUUAAGAAAUGCAGCUUUUGUUUAUUUAUUAGUUAUUGAUGGUCAGAAAUCACAGCAACAUAGAAUGUGGCCAUUUAAUAUAGAUGUACCCACAAAUAGCAUGUGCUUGCGCUGAACACAGGCAUGUGUUCUGCAUGUGUACGUUAUGUACAGAUACUGAAUCGUGUAACCUAAAUAUGUAGCAGGCAGCGGGAAUUGAUGGGACUCAGAAACACCCCCACAAUUUAAUCAAUUGUUCCUUGUAUCAUUUCCGAUGGUUAUCCUCGAUAAGUCCACAGCAGUGGAUUUGUAGUAGGAUCACAGUCAUGUGAUGGUCAGCAGGCAACUGACACAGUGUUCACUUGUUGUCAUGGUUACAGUGACGCUGUGAUGCUAUCUGGCAAUGAAACAUAAAUCUUUAACAAAUCCGUGGAUCCAGACUAUGAGCCGCAUCACUGCCAAAAUCUAAUCACUUGGUCCUUGUGAUAUUUCUGACCUUCCCUGAAAAUUUCAACGAAAUCCGUCCUUUUUUGAGUGAUGUUGGGAAUAGACAGACAGACAGACAGACAGACAGAGACAGCGAUUGUCACAUAACUCUGCUACAUUCCUGGGCAGAGUAAUAAGGAUCUAAGUGAUACAUUUUGAUGACUGGGUCAGAGUAUGUCCAGGUAGCAGCAGGUCUGGUGGGUCGUUCAUGGUCUGCAGUGAUUAGUUCCAACUAAAAAUAGUCCAAGGUUGGGCAACUGGUGAACAGGCGACCAAGGCUCAUGCUGAACUCUGUCCAUCACCCAAAGCAUGUACAGCAGGCACGAGCAUCAAAUCUGCACCACAGAGCAAUGGAAGAAGGAGACUUAGUCUGAUAAGACACGCCUUCUUUUAGAAACUCAAAAUGCUGAUAAUUACAUUGAUAAUUCCAAAAUGUCACUAAGGUAGGAUGAGCUGUGCUUGGGGCCAUGAGAGGCUGUUACUUAUUACUUAUUGUUUACAUUUUGCAGGUAUUAUUUAUUUAUUUUCAUGCUACCUAAUUAUACGACACCAAACGCAAAAUACAGCUAAGACUUAAUUAUUCAUUUUGCAAGACUUUGGAUAAAAUACAGAACUGGACAAUCUGUUGUUCUGGGGAUCACCAGGUAUUCAUUCUGUAAAGAACAAAAGGACCUUUUCCAAAUUUCCAAAUCCAUCCAUUGCUCAUCACGGUAUUUUGCACAAAAUUAGAAAUAUUAGCAAUGAAAAGAUAUUUUCAUCAGUGAAGACACUUUUAAAAAUCCUCUAGAAGUCAGGAGAUCAGCAGAGCCAUUAGAAGUUAUCAUGUGGAAACUGCAGCGUUAUUUUUUGAUUAUAAAUAUUAAAAUAUUUCAGUGGUUAAGUAAAUCUUUUAAGCUGCUGACAGUAGUAAAGGAAAAAUUAGGAUAAACAAAUUAAUUAGCAUUCACUGAAUGCUCUUACCAAAUUUAAUAGCAUCCAGCAAAGUAGUGUGCUGAUGAACCAACACUACCAUCCUGACAGUUACACCGACAGUGUGACCAAACUCAGAAGCUAAAAAUGUGCUAUAAAUAAGACGUUGUUCAUUAUUUUUGUGCUGUCUUACUCACAAAGUUUAAAAUGACUCUCUGUCCUCCAGAUGUGUCUAGGUGUACUUCCAUGCGUACACCUUAGUAGCUGUAGUGCUUUUCCAACCCCUAGAGAUGCUGUGGUUUUCUACAGGCCCUCAGUGCACUUGUGUAAUACGGAGCCGCAGCACAGAGAGGAUGAGUGUGUGUUUGUGUGUGCACAUGCUCACGCAUGGAUGUGCAAGUGUGUGCUUGAGUGAGGCAGAGUGUGCGCUGCUGCUUGUUUUCAUCAUUAAAUAUGAGGGUCAUAGUUAGGGGUCCUUCCUGGCCUCAGGCGCAGCCCUUUGCUAUAUUUAUUGUUGGUAAUGCAGCAACUGUCAAGUCUAAUUGAGAACUAUAGGGUGAAUGUAUCUGGGGCAUUUAAUAGCAUCAAGGCUCUUAAUAAAAUAAUUAAAAAGCAAGAUUCUUUUUGUCUUUUCCACUG
Molecule: messenger RNA, 4696 nt
Organism: Amphiprion ocellaris (clown anemonefish)
Lineage: Eukaryota; Metazoa; Chordata; Actinopteri; Pomacentridae
Gene: babam2
Product: BRISC and BRCA1 A complex member 2
Exons: 12
Coding region: 179-1339 (386 amino acids)
Biological process (GO): double-strand break repair
Cellular component (GO): BRCA1-A complex; BRISC complex
Source: RefSeq, a predicted model, not a curated record